AUGCCUUCGUACUUCCGGUAUAUAUUGCGGGAAAGUUAAUCUAGCGAGAAUCCCAUUUAGUUGGAGUACACUACAAAACAGGCUAUUUCUCAUUAAAUUUAAAGUUAGCUCGUAUAUUAGAACCAGAUGUCGAGAACAUUAGAAGAGGUGCAGGCGACCAUACAAAUCGCCAAACUAAAAGAGAAUGAUUUGCAUAACACAAGUCACUGUUUGACUUUUGGAGAAAGCGUCUCGUCCGGAGACUACUGCCUGAUGGAACUGGAUGACACGCUCUGUAAACACAUAGAAGCAGGAAAGAGCCUGGUUAUCAGAGGAGACCAGGAUGAGAGAGCUGUCCUGUGCAGUGAAGACAAGACUUAUGACCUGAAGAUAGCCGACACCUCAAACCUCCUGCUGUUAGUGCCUGGCUGCCUGACUCCAGAUCAGCUGACGACUGACAACCAGGCCAGCUCUCAGCUGGUCCAUGCACAGAUUUGGGGCUUUUCUAACAGUUACUGGGAGUUGAGAAAGCGCCAUCCCAAACUAAAGAAGCUGAAGAGACUUCUGAUGGAGAAUCCAUACGAGGGCCCAGGUAUCAGUGGGCAGGAGGAUGUCACGGAGGGGAAGUACACUAUGGGAGACCUGCUUGAAAGAAUCCAAGCAAGUGAGGAGGAACUGGAGGCCCAACUACAAACUAUUCAUGCCUGUGAUGUCAACGGCUACUGGAGACUGUUGGAUUUUGACUAUGAGAUGAAACUACUGGGUCACAUCACUCAGCUGGUGGACUCUGAGUCCUGGUCCUUCAGUAAAGUCCCUCUACGUGUCAGUCUGGAGGAGUUAGGACGUCUGGAGCCACAGGAGAUGAUAGAGCACAGCUUCAACUGUUAUGGAAGGCGCUACACGGACAACGAUGAGGUGUUCUUUGCGCUGAACGAGGACAAGGUGUGCAGAGCCACAGCUCAGAUGCUGCUGCAGAACGCAGCGAAGUUCAACCUGGCAGAGUUCCAGGAGGUGUGGCAGCAAAGUGUCCCAGACGGGAUGGGCACUAGACUGGACCAGCUGAAGGUGAGGAUGGGGUCAGACUGGCAGCUCAGAGGGAUGGGCACUAGACUGGACCAGCUGAAGGUGAGGAUGGGGUCAGACUGGCAGCUCAGAGGGAUGGGCACUAGACUGGACCAGCUGAAGGUGAGGAUGGGGUCAGACUGGCAGCUCAGAGGGAUGGGCACUAGACUGGACCAGCUGAAGAGUCUAGCCCUUGUGGACCGCAGCUCCAAACCAGAGACCAUAUCUCUGCUGAGAGUGGAAGAUCUUCCCGAGGACACACUGGAGAGAUUCACCCACCUCUUCACCAUGAGACAGAAGUGGACCGAGGAGGACAUCACCCCUUACAUACAGGACUUGUGUGGAGAAAAGCAAACAACUGGAGCUCUUCUUACCAAAUACGCUCGUUUGUCCACGCAAAACGGAAUGAAAGUCUUCAAUUCAAGAAGGCUAGUGGCAACAUGAAGACGAUUGGAUAUCUUAAUUGACGAGCAAAGUUGUUUGGAAUCAGUGUAUUGUUGUAUUUGUUAAAAUGUUAUAAUAAGAAUCUAAUGUUUUUGUAA
Molecule: messenger RNA, 1583 nt
Organism: Oncorhynchus keta (chum salmon)
Lineage: Eukaryota; Metazoa; Chordata; Actinopteri; Salmoniformes; Salmonidae
Product: sister chromatid cohesion protein DCC1-like
Exons: 11
Coding region: 127-1485 (452 amino acids)
Biological process (GO): mitotic sister chromatid cohesion; maintenance of mitotic sister chromatid cohesion
Cellular component (GO): chromosome, centromeric region; chromatin; nucleus
Source: RefSeq, a predicted model, not a curated record